Molecule: messenger RNA, 210 nt
Organism: Cryphonectria parasitica EP155
Lineage: Eukaryota; Fungi; Ascomycota; Sordariomycetes; Diaporthales; Cryphonectriaceae
Exons: 2
Source: RefSeq, a predicted model, not a curated record
GGUUUUGAGAUUAUGCUUUGCACCGCUUGCGCUUUCCGGGGCCUGGUAUGCAAGAUGAUGGAUGAUGCAAAGCGUUGUUCUCAGUGUAUCCGUUGUGCUCGUUCUUGUAAUGGCUGUGGGAUUCCUGUUUCUGCUUUUUCGCGUAUUAUAGCAGAAGAUAAGAGGCUGGAAUCGAAGGAGCGGGAGGCGGAGGCAGAGUUGGAGAGAGCU